AGCAACGUAGAAGUAUUCUUCAAAUAGUCAAGAUGGAUCAGAUGCUUCCAAGUCCUGGAUUCAGUAUCCCUAGUAUAGGAACGCCUUUACAUCAGCCUGAAGAAGAUCAGCAAAUUUUACCCAAUGCUCUUCAGCAACAGCAGCAACAACAACAACAACCCUCACAACCAUAUCAGGUGCAACCUAUGCAUUCAAUGAAUUCUGCCGGGCAAACUGGAAUACUGAUGAACACUCCACACAAGCAAAUGCAUACAUAUGCACCAACUCUAGCGUUUGCUACGCCACAGAGUUUAAUGCAACCUCAGACUCCGCAAAACAUGAUGUCUCCUAUGGUACAACCUGCAAGCCAAAUUGCUCCACCAUCGAUAUGCCCUUCAACACCAGGACCAAUGACUCCUAUGACACCAGCUUCUGCAGAUCCAGGAAUUUUGCCCCAAUUACAGAAUAUCGUAUCGACAGUAAAUUUGAAUUGCAAAUUGGAUCUAAAGAAAAUUGCUCUUCAUGCAAGAAAUGCAGAAUAUAAUCCGAAGCGAUUUGCUGCGGUAAUUAUGCGAAUUCGAGAACCCCGAACGACUGCCCUUAUAUUUAGUAGUGGAAAAAUGGUUUGUACUGGUGCAAAAAGUGAAGAGGAUUCUCGCCUUGCUGCUAGGAAGUAUGCGCGUAUCAUACAGAAGCUUGGUUUUCCGGCUAAAUUCUUGGACUUCAAAAUUCAAAAUAUGGUAGGCAGCUGUGACGUUAAAUUUCCAAUUAGAUUAGAAGGAUUGGUAUUAACUCAUGGUCAGUUCUCUUCAUACGAACCAGAAUUAUUCCCUGGACUUAUUUACCGAAUGGUUAAACCACGUAUUGUGCUACUAAUAUUCGUAUCUGGCAAAGUCGUGCUCACCGGUGCUAAAGUAAGACAGGAAAUCUAUGAGGCUUUUGAUAACAUAUAUCCUAUUCUCAAAAGCUUCAAGAAACAGUGACAUGAUCUGAAUGUGGACUUUAUUAUCAUUGACUUAAUCUGUACGGGAUCCCCACGUUCCGUUCGAUGGAAGUUCUGUAUUGUGAAGGAAGUACAAGUAAAGUGAUUCAAUAUUUUUAUUUGUACUCCAGUUCAUCAAGUACUUUAUGGUGGGAUAUAAAAUAAACACUUUAGUACUACCGAAUGUUCAAUGCCAGAUUGUUGACAUCUAACUAUUAUAUCGAUCUUGUUCUUUAACUGCGAUAAGUUCAAAUGUGCUUUGGAAAAUUGCACAUGUCUCUUUGACAAAA
Messenger RNA from Cephus cinctus (wheat stem sawfly), 1251 nucleotides. RefSeq names its product TATA-box-binding protein (gene Tbp). The transcript has 5 exons. Lineage: Eukaryota; Metazoa; Arthropoda; Insecta; Hymenoptera; Cephidae. Gene Ontology annotation, biological process: DNA-templated transcription initiation. The record is from RefSeq and is a predicted model, not a curated record. Gene Ontology annotation, molecular function: DNA binding; RNA polymerase II general transcription initiation factor activity. Bases 33 to 962 code for a protein of 309 amino acids.